AUGACGUUUGCCUGCUCCGAUGUGGAGGCACACAAGGAUGCCUGCUACGUCAUACAGCUGGGCAUCAACAGCGCGCUGGGCUCAGACCACGCGCCCAAGGUGCGCGCCCUGUUCCACUCCUUCCUGGAGUCCUUCUUCGAGCUGCCCUGCAGCUGCGAGGCGGCGGAGGAGCGGCGGCGCGCGCAGCCGAGCCGCGAGCCCGUGCCGCUGCUGGCGCGGCGCGGCCGCCGCCCCAAGGCCGCCGCCAGCGAGCCGACCUCUGUGGAGGCGGGCGGCGCGGGCGGCGAGGGCAUGGACGUGGACGGGCAGGAGGCGUCGGCGGGCAAGCUGCAGGCCAACGCUCCGCAGGAGACCAACACCGAGGCGGAGAGCACCGACGACGACGAGGAGCCGGGGGUGACGUCGCAUGAGCCCUCCGCUUUCACCGAGGAGGACGAGGACGAGUCCGCCUUUGUCAACUGCCGCCCGCUGGUGCCGCUGGUGCCCGGCGGCGCGCCGGCCGCGGCCGCGCCGCCCCCCGCCGACGGCGCCGCCUCCCACUGCGGCCUGCUGUACGGCAACGAGCCGCUGUUUGUGCUGCUGCGCCUGCACCAGUUUGUGUACGAGCGCAUGCGGGCGGCGCGCUCCUGCGCGCUGCAGAAGGCCUGCUCCAUCUCCUUCUCCACCCUGGGCGGCGAGCAGCAGCAGCCGGUGCCCGCCUGGAACGACGCCUCCCAGGCCGUGCACAGCCAGUUCCUGGAGCUGGCCACCGCGCUGAUAGAGGGGGCGCAUGGACAGCUCAGCAUACGAGGACGACGUCACGACGCCGUGUACCACGCCAACGCGCAUGUGCUGCUGCAGGGCGACGCCUGCUUCCGCUUUGAGCACCUGCCCGACCGCUCGCUGACCGUGCAGCUGCUGGAUGCGGACAAGAUGGACGCGCCGCCAGGCAUCCUCGACCCCGCCUUCCACGACUAUGUGGCGGCCUUCAUCGACAGCAGCCAGGCGCCGGCAGCCUCGGCGGCGCCGCCGGCGGAGGAGGAGGAGGAGGCGGGCACCAAGGUGUGCCUGGCGCGCAACCUGCCGGCGGCGGGCGGGCUGGAGGCGGCGGCGGCGGCCGUGUACGAUGACGUGCGCAUGGUCAACGGCCUCGAGUGCAAGCUGUCCAACAUGCAGCAGAAGAUCAAAAAGAUUGCCUACGUGCUGGGCACCGAGGACUUCUUCCAUCGCAAGCGGGGGAAGAAGGCGGGCAUGGACAAGGCGGCGCGGCAGCAGCGGUUCAGCGACUGGAUCAGCAAGCAGGCGCCGGCGCUGGCGGCGGUGUACGUCCCCCUCCAGUAUGACCUUGGCGCCUGGCCACUGGAGGCUGGCGACGCACUGGUGUGUCAGAUAUGGGAGUGCGACGGCGGGGAGGGGUGCGACCCCGCCAAGCCCACGGUGCUGCCAGCCGCUAGCGAUGACUUCAUCGGGGCCGCCACCCUGGCCAUGUCUGAUUACAGGAACAGCUCCUAUGCGCAGCUGGACCUGCAGCGCAACGGCACGCAGACUGCCAGCGUGCAGCUGGAGUGCAGCGCGUGCAACGCGCUCCGCCUCUCCACCACCGUCGCCACCCCCAACAACCGCUGCCUCUCCGCCACCUCCAACUCCGCCCCCAACCGUGGCGCAACCAAAUCGGCCGCCUCCACCAUCCCCGCCUCCACCAGCCGUGCCAGCGGCCAGCCCGCCCAGCCGUCGCCCGCCGCCGCCGCCUCCUCCACCGCCGCCUCCGCUCCCACUGGCGCUCACUCCGGCACCAGCGCCUGCUCCAGAGGUGCCCCAGCGGAGGCGCCCAGCAUGCAGUGGCUCAGCCCGCUCACAGCGCCGCCAGACCAAGCGCUGGCCUCCCAGGCACCAGAUCCCCCUCCAAGUCCGGCAGCCAAGGGCAAUUCCGCAGCCCUGAUUGGAGGGGUGGCGGCGGGCGCUGUGCUCGUGGCUGUGCUGCUGGGAGUGCUGGUGGUGCGUGGCUGGAGGCGGCGGCACAGGCGGCGCCAGGCCGCACAGGCUGCAGCUGGAGAGGAUAGAGAGGGAGAGCAGCUGGAAGGCGCCCUCCACAUUCCGACCAUCAGGGCGGACAAGCCGGCCAAGGCGGCCGCCGCAAUGAAGGCGCUCAGGGCGCCGGUGGCACUGGUGGCCACGCCCUGGCGGCCUGCAGAGUAG
Messenger RNA from Chlorella variabilis, 2175 nucleotides. RefSeq lists its product as hypothetical. The record is from RefSeq and is a predicted model, not a curated record. Lineage: Eukaryota; Viridiplantae; Chlorophyta; Trebouxiophyceae; Chlorellales; Chlorellaceae. The coding region runs from base 1 to 2175 and encodes 724 amino acids. The transcript has 12 exons.